Panicum hallii is the source of this 384-nucleotide messenger RNA. Its product is annotated as TPD1 protein homolog 1-like. Lineage: Eukaryota; Viridiplantae; Streptophyta; Magnoliopsida; Poales; Poaceae. The transcript has a single exon. The record is from RefSeq and is a predicted model, not a curated record. Gene Ontology annotation, biological process: cell fate determination. Bases 1 to 384 code for a protein of 127 amino acids.
AUGGACGCGACGCCGGCGGCGAUACUCGUGGCGUGCCUGCUGCUCUCCACGGCGAGCAGCUCCGGCGCCGCCGCCGCCGGCUGCCUGCCGUCGAGCAUCGUGGUGACGCAGUCCGGCACGGGGGAGUGGGCGCACGGGCAGCCGGUGUACGCGGUGGCGGUGCGCAACACGUGCGGCUGCGCCCAGUCCGACGUGAAGGUGGACUGCGCCGGGUUCGACACCACCCUGGCCGUCGACCCCGCGAAGCUCCAGCCCUUGCCGGCCGGCGGGCUGUGCCUCGUCAACGGCGGCGCUCCGGUGGCGCAGGGGCGGGACGUGACGUUCAGCUACGCCUGGAGCAGGCAGUUCGGCUUCCGGCCGGUCUCGUCCACGGUGGCGUGCUAG